Periophthalmus magnuspinnatus is the source of this 4377-nucleotide messenger RNA. RefSeq names its product slingshot protein phosphatase 1b (gene ssh1b). Gene Ontology annotation, biological process: negative regulation of actin filament polymerization; protein dephosphorylation; actin cytoskeleton organization. Lineage: Eukaryota; Metazoa; Chordata; Actinopteri; Gobiiformes; Gobiidae. The transcript is spliced from 15 exons. The coding region runs from base 77 to 2602 and encodes 841 amino acids. The record is from RefSeq and is a predicted model, not a curated record. Gene Ontology annotation, molecular function: protein tyrosine/serine/threonine phosphatase activity; actin binding. Gene Ontology annotation, cellular component: cytoplasm.
CUCCUCCUCUUCUCUCCUCCUCCUCUUCCCCUCCCUUCUCUUCCCCUCCCUUCUCUCCUCCAGCAGCGCACCGACCAUGGCCCUGGUGACUCUGCAGCGGUCUCCCACCCCGAGUGCAGCAUCCUCGGCGAGCACAGCCAACAGCAGCGCAGGAGAGGAUUUUGGGAGCGAUGAUGACAGGAAAAACAAUCAAUGCCUCAGUGAGAGUUUCUUCAUGGUCAAAGGAGCUGCCCUUUUCCUCCAACAGGGCGGCGCAGCACAGGACCCAAACACCCCCACCCACCAUAAACAUGCAGGGGAUCUGCCUCAGCACCUACAGGUCAUGUUUAAGAUCCUCCGCACUGAAGAUCGCAUCAAGUUGGCCGUGCGUUUGGAAAGUGGAUGGUCAGACAGAGUACGCUACAUGAUCAUCAUCUACACCAACGGUCAUCAAGACACUGAGGAAAACAUCGUCCUGGGAAUGGACUUUGCAGAUAAAGACAGUAAAACGUGCUCCAUUGGGAUGGUGUUGCCACUGUGGAGUGACACAAACAUCCACUUAGAUGGAGAUGGAGGCUUCAGCGUUCACACCGCAGGGAGGUCACAUGUCUUCAAACCUGUGUCAGUACAGGCCAUGUGGUCGGCCCUUCAGGUCAUACAUAAAGCAUGUGAGGUGUCACGUCGGUUCAACUAUUUCCCAGGAGGCAUUGCUCUCACAUGGAUGGCCUUUUAUGAGAGCAGCAUCACCUCAGAUCAAAGUUGUAUUAAUGAGUGGAACGUUAUGACUGACCUGGAGAGAACACGGCCGGAUUCUCCUGCCACGUUUGUAGAAAGGCCGACAGAGAGAGAGAGGACGGAGUGCCUGAUUAAAGCCAAACUACGAACCAUCAUGAUGUUUCAGGAUCUGGAGAACAUCACGUCAAAGGAGAUUCGGAAUGAGCUGGAGCAACAUAUGAGCUGUAACCUCCAAGACUACAAGGAGUUUAUCGACAAUGAGAUGCUUUUAAUUUUGGGACAAAUGGACAAAGCCACUCUGAUCUUUGACCAUGUGUAUUUGGGCUCUGAAUGGAACGCUUCAAACCUGGAGGAGCUGAGGGACUGCGGAGUGGGUUACAUUCUGAAUGUCACAAGGGAAAUAGACAACUUCUUCCCUGGGCUGUUUUCUUACCAUAAUGUGCGAGUUUAUGACGAGGAGGCCACAGACCUGCUGGCCCACUGGAACGACACCUACAACUUCAUCGUCAAAGCCAAGAAAAACAGCUCCAAGUGCCUGGUGCACUGUAAGAUGGGAGUGAGCCGGUCUGCCUCCACUGUUAUUGCUUACGCCAUGAAGGAGUACGGCUGGUCUCUGGAGAAAGCCCACAACUAUGUGAAGCAGAAACGCAGCAUCGCUCAGCCAAACGCUGCCUUCAUGAAGCAGCUGGCAGAGUAUGAAGGAAUCCUGGAUGCCAGUAAACAGCGUCAUAACAAACUGUGGAGGCCAGAGACCGAUGAGGAGAGCUCUGAUGACCUACAGGCGUCUGGACACACCACAGGAGGAGAAGAGACGCCGGGGAUAAGGGACGAGGAGGCCUGGGGAGGGUGUGGGGCCUCGCCCUGCAGAAUGGGUCUGGAAAUGGAGCCCCUGGACUCGCUCAACUAUAAUUAUUACUUUAGACGUUUGUCAGAUUCUGCACUGGACAGUGAGCCGUCCACACCGGUGCGAGGCCCCCCUCUGCUGGGGAUGGAGCGGGUUUUCAUAGAGAUCGAAGAUGUAGAGAGGGAUGCCCUGCUGGAAGAUGACGGGUUCCCAAUGGCCCAUUUAGCACUGCCCGGUGAAGGCACGGCGGCUCAGACGUGUGGGCGUCUGGAUCCUUUGGAGGACAUGAGACUGAGACUGGAGUUCAGCACUUUGGAAGAAGAGGAUGAAGAGGAGGCCAAGAAGGAGGAGGCGGAGAUGGCUGCUCUGGCUCAAACCCCUGGAAACUCAGAUGGAAAGAGAGGAGAUGACGACAGGCAGGAGGAAGGCCGUUUGGGCUUUGCCAACCUCAACACGAACAACAGCAACCGGCUCGCCGCCAAACGCAGCUGUCCCGCAGCCUUUGAUGACAGUGGAAGUACUAGCAACCCUCUGAAGGUAAAGCCCUCGUAUCAGUCCUGUAAAGACUGUCUGCGACUGCCCCAGGGGCGACGCUGUGACCGUCCAGCAGGGGGCAGGUCCCAUCGCUUAAACCCCUCACGUCACUGUAAUGUUCCCUCCAUAUACAUCAACCCGCCCGGGACGGUCUUCACCUCAAGUCCAGCAGUAUCAUCCGUGGCCGCUCCAAACCUCGGCCAGCCCUGCGGUCACUUCUGUCCCACCUGCUCCACAGGAGUCCCACUGGCCCACAGGCCCUCGGCCUCCCCCAUGAGCUGUGAGGAGGCCGACAUGUCUGAGGAGGCGCACGUUCAUGCUCAAACAGAUGCCAUAGAUCUCUCCUCAGGCUUAGCCCCUCAGUGUGAGAGCGCAGGGCCUCUCCAGAUGCAGAUAUCGGGAGUGGAGAUGGGCUUUGGACUUGAACUUUUGCAGCAGAGGUCAGAGCAGCUGGACAAAGUGCCCAGUUUGGCUGUGGAAGGCCAGCUUCCAGUCAGGCCUCUGCCUUAAUAAAUGUGACCUGGAAAAGCUGAAGCUCCGGGGGCUUAGCUGUGCCUCCACAGUGGUCAGAAGCCAGUGGUCAGAAGCCCGCACUGUGACCUGAUGCUGGCGUACGCUGCUGUCCAGCUCCUGUGGCUCAGCCGCUUUAGGCUGCAUUUAUAGAAAGACUCACAAACACUGGGACCAGAUGAUUCAGCGCUGGACGUGUACCUGCUUCUAGAAAACACUGCAGACUUUUUGUCACUUAAAAUGGUGUAUGAUUUGCAUCUCGUGGUGGUCGGCCAUGCUGACCACAGCCAUGCUGACCACAGACGGAACAGAACACUGCAGUGGAGGUUUUGGUCGUCGUUUGUUAUGUUCUGACUCACAGUUCGCACUUUGACCCUGAGCAAAGACACUCUCCUGUCUGUGUGGAUGAGGUCACUCGUAGUAUUUAAAGCACGCGCCAUCUGCACAACUGAACCAACUCAUUAUACGUUUUUGUUCUUGUCACAUUAAAUGCCCUGGUAAAAAUCUACAUUAUAUGUGUAAAAAGCAUGUCAUUGUUGGUGGGCCUUGUAUCUGACCACCAUCAUCUGUGUUUGCUCCAGUCUUUUUAAGCACGAGGACAGUUUAUGCACAUUCACACAGUUCUUUUGCUCUGUUUGUUUGGACGUCUCGUAUAAAAGGAGACACAGGCUUUAUUAACUAUGUGAUCGCAGCUAAUACUACCUUAAAAUACAGGCACAGAAACAUUAAAAUGCUUCAGCACAUCUCCUGACAUUUUUGACAUAAAAAUAUAUAUUUUUUGUUAAUGUGAAUAUAACUUUAAAUAUGUUUUAAGUGCUGCCACAGAUCCUUCGUUGCUGUGCCAUAGGGAGUACACUGUGUACAUGUGUAAAUGUGUGUACAUUUACUUGAAUCUGAGUUGCUCCUGUUUCACACUGUUGUGCUGGAACCAAACGGGUCAUUCUUGUUUUUUUAUUUAUUUGCUUUUUGUGUUUUGCAUUUUUGGAGAAUUUUGCUACAUGAGAGAACUUGACCCGUGUUAUCGGAGCUGCAGGCUGCUCCGUGACAUAUUUCUAUUGCAUUUUUGCAUUUCUUCCAUUUCAGAUGACUGUAGAUGCCCGCGGGUGACUGUAGGUGACCGUAGGCACAUCCAGCUCAUCGUUCCGUAGAUCUGCCUCUCCUCAUUUCUCCCACAGUUUGUACUUUUGUGUUUUGUAUUUAAGUGCCUUAAACUCAGCCUUAGCUCCAUCAUGUUGAUCGACGGCUUUGUGUCUUUGUUGAUUUCUGGCUUUGUACAAAACACAUUUACUCCCAGGAACAGGAACCUGUCUCUGUUUGUGCAGCGUCACGUCCGCAAACCGAAAGAACCAGUGGACGUCUGUGGAAUCACGUAACAAACAAAGACCCAGUGGACUUCCAUCUCUAAUGUAAAUGACUGAACUGUUUGAGAUCUGCUUCUGUGGGACACUGAACCACAAACCUCACAUGACCUGGAAUGAGAACCAUGUUUUUAGGACGUGAGACCUAAAGACUUUUUAUGUAGAAAGAAGUUUGUAACAAGUUUGAACUUUGCUUCAGUGGAAGUUCAGUGUAAAGUCUCAGUUACAUCAUCGCAGACGACUUCUUCCUCCUCACAUCCUCUUCCUCAGUGGCGUUAGUUUCUCGCUGUUUUCAAUCAGAUCAUCAAACAAAUAAAGAAGACGGUUUCUGGUGGAAACUCCUCAUUGUCUUCUGUUUGGUACGACAUUAAUGAGCAAUGCACUUUUUAAUAAUUUGUUAAAAUGUGAAUAUUUAUC